AUGGGACAACUCACUUAUUUUCUUGGUCUUCAAAUUCAAUAUAAGGAGAAUGGUGAUUUGUGUGUCAAUCAAACUAAAUAUGCCAAAGAGUUGCUCAUCAACGCUGGCAUGGAACAUUGUAAACCCUCUCCUACACCCUCAAAACCUCAUACACAACUCCUUAUUUCAGAAGGUACACCUCUUUCAGAUACUACUCUAUAUCGAAGCCUUGUCAGAGCCUUGCAGUAUCUUACCUUUACUCGACCUGAUAUAGCUCAUGUUGUUGGUGUUGUUUGCCAAUUUAUGCAUCAACCCACUGACUCUCAUUAUUACUUGGUUAAAAGAAUAAUGCGAUGUAUCCAGGGCACAUUACAAUGUGGUUUAACAUACAAGUCAACCACUAAUCAUACCAUUUUAGCUUUUUCUGAUUCCGACUGGGUGACUAAUAUCAAUACUCGCAGGUCCAUUACUAGAUUUGUGGUUUAUUUAGGAUCCAAUCCUGUGUCAUGGCAAUCUAAAAAGCAACCUUCUGUUUCUAGAAGUUCAACUAAGGCAGAAUACAAAGCCUUAGCUCAUUGUGCAGCUGAUGUUUGGUGGAUUCGGUCAUUACUGAAGGACUUAAAUGUGUUUCUGCCUUCUCCUCCCAUUUUACAUUGUGACAACCUUUCUGCGUUAGCAUUAACUUCAAAUCCGGUGUAUCACUCUCGUAUCAAACAUCUUGAUACAGACUAUUACUUUGUGCGAGAGAAGGUUCAAAAAGGUGAUUUGGUUGUUCAGUACAUUCGUACCAAGGAGCAGGUUGCAGACAUAUUCACUAAGGGUCUUCAUAUCCCUUCCUUUGUUCAUCACUGUUACAAUCUUAACCUUGGGAGUCCUGGUUCAGAUUAA
This is a messenger RNA of Pyrus x bretschneideri (Chinese white pear), 867 nucleotides long. RefSeq lists its product as uncharacterized. Bases 1 to 867 code for a protein of 288 amino acids. The record is from RefSeq and is a predicted model, not a curated record. The transcript has a single exon. Lineage: Eukaryota; Viridiplantae; Streptophyta; Magnoliopsida; Rosales; Rosaceae.